UACAAUACAACAAUUUUUUCGUCUGUCAGUUUAAUUGACGGUUUCAGUUACUGGUAUUUUGAUAUUUAAGUUAUUUUUUUAGAUGGUUUAAUAAAUGAAAUAAUAUAGUAUCAUGGCCUCAAUACCACAUAUACAAAUGUUUAUAUUAUUAUUUCUAGUUUCAUACACAAUAUCUUCAAUAUCGGCUGAAUGCUCUAUUCCUGUAGUUUUAAGAAACACAUGGUUUUCAUUUGAAAAUGGAAAACAGACCAUCACUGAUAUUAAUGCAAAUGAGAUGACAGGAAGAGGUCUGUGUGUGAAUAUUAAGGCUGAUUACCAUGUUAACUAUACAAUGGUAUUCCGGUAUACCAAGUGCUACUAUUGUGUUAAACUCAUAGUUCGAACAGUUAAUGUACUGGAGAAAAUUGAAACACCAUGUGUGGAUGUCGGACAAGAUGAAGAGCCAACGGUUGAAAGAGUGUGCAAAGGCCUUAAUCCUGAUCAGUCUUUAACUACAUUGUUCUCGGAGAAUUCUGUCCCAGUCAAUUGUAGAUCAUCACUUGAAGGUGUCUGGCAGUUUGCUUAUCAAAAUCGUUUCAGGUUCACUGGAGAAUGCAAGCAUCCAGAUGCUCAGAUCAAAUCGUGUCAAACAGCUGGAACACAGUUUUUAAUUACUAAUCAGAAGUUUAAUAUUACAUACAGGAAGUGUCCUGGAAUGUCUGGUACUUUUGAUGGUGUCGUUGAAUAUAGCUGUUUAGGUCAUUGGUUUGUUGAUAAAAAUCAUUUCUUUGCUGUUGCAAACACAAAGGAGUCUCGUAAAGAUGAAAGAUACCGUUGCUUCCUGAAGAACAGAGAUGAUGAUCUAUAUAUUGGUGCAUCAAUCACACCACAGUGUAAUACAUUGAAGACCGUUGAGAAAUCACCAGAGAGAUACAGAAUUACCCCUGUUAAGGCAGAAGUAGUAGAACCAGGAUGUCGUUUACCACAAAACUUUUCUGGUGAUUGGAUCAACACUGCUAAUAUUGAUGCUGAUGUUUUUAUUAAUGAGACACAUAUAAUUGAAACUUAUUAUCCCGAUGAGAGCAGAUCUAGGCGUACUAUUUAUGUUUGCAGAGAACAGCGUGACAGCCGUGUAAUGAUGGCUCGACUUACUGUUGAUGGUUGUCAGAAGGACUAUGUCUGUUUCGAUUUCGUACCACAACAUCACAAUGUUAUAAGAUAUCGUAAAGGUUUAGCUAUGAUACAAAGUAACUUCCACACAGUAUGCUCAUGGGUGCAAUUUAAAAACUCGCAGCAAUGGCGGUACGAUAUUUUCCUAAAGAAAGUUCCCACACCGAUACGUUGCCCUGUAGCAGGCAAAUUUAAUUUUACACAAAGGGGUGACGUCAGGUUCGAAACAAGAAUUUUAGGUGGUGUAACACUGAGCCCUCGGCCAAAUUUGUACUGCAAGUUGAAUUUAAGUGACUUUUCAGUGUGCGAUACAGAACAAAAGACUAUUCAAAUUAAGGAAAAUUACUGUCUAUCUGUAGACUAUUUAGGUAGACCAGUGGAUAUUUACAGUGAUCCUGAUUACAAAAUGAAUUGCAUAGGAUAUUGGAAAGAGAAUUUGAAAUCUUAUCUCAUUACAUAUGAUGAGUUAGAUCCUUUCUCAAAGUACAGAUGUUGGGUGUAUCAGAGAGCUGACCUAAACCGGGUUCUCAUGUCUCAAGCGUUGGGUCCGUACUGUGACUUAAAACAGGAUGUGACCUCAUGGAACUAUACAGAAGGCGCGGCAGUCGCCGUCGAAAUGGAGGAGUAUGAAAGAGAAAGGGAUCAAUGUCCUAUGCGUUUUGAUGAUGGUAGUGACCCUUGGUCAAAUAAGGAAAAUCAUGUUAAAAUUUUCUCCUUCAGUUACUCAUUUUGGAGGAAUAAUUCUGCAUCAACUUUAGAAAUAUUUGUCCCACUUCUAGUAGCAGCUUUAAUUUACUUAUUGAAAUAGUCUUAAUAGUUGAUAUAUAUUUAUUGUAGGCCACAUUACACAAUACUUAUCUAUUUCAAUAAUAUAUUUAUAAGACUUUUCAGUCAAUUUAAUGAUUCCGACAUAGAAUUUAACAUCAUAGAGAUAAGUUUUGUUUGAUUUUUUACCUUUUAAUGCAAAGUUUAGAUAGGUACUAAUUCUAUUGAUAUGAAACUUCUUUAUGAUCAUAGUUCACAGUUUCAGGUUCUAUAUAGUAUGUAAGUAAAUAGGUUGCAUAUAUUAUGAGAUAUGGCUUAACAUGUUGACAUAGUUGGAGAGAAAAAUGACGGUCCAGGUACUUUUGAAGCCAAUGCUGUAAGAACUAACAUUAAUAUGUCGAAAUUAAACCCCUUCGAAAUUGGGGCAAGCAGCUAGCUUUUUAAAUGUUUUAGCUACUGUAUUUUACAGUUUACUUAAUUAGACAUGCUCAAUUAACAAAUUAAAUGGAAGUACCAAAUA
This is a messenger RNA of Vanessa tameamea, 2434 nucleotides long. RefSeq lists its product as uncharacterized. Bases 113 to 1957 code for a protein of 614 amino acids. The record is from RefSeq and is a predicted model, not a curated record. The transcript has 9 exons. NCBI's taxonomy places the organism in Eukaryota, Metazoa, Arthropoda, Insecta, Lepidoptera, Nymphalidae. Gene Ontology annotation, biological process: wound healing.